CUGAGUUCCUGUUCUCAGCUCAGAUAGAAACUGUGCCCUGUGCUGUCGCUUCAGUUGGCAACAGGAUGAGCAUCAACGGCUGCCUGCUUGCCUUUGUUCUGGGCUGUAAUGUCACCGCAGAAAUAAUCAAAGAAGUAGAGGAGGGACAGCUGGUCACUCUGCGUUGUCCUCACUCUGUGGAGGGUAAACUGACCUGGAGCAGAGAGAUGAAUGGAAAUAAAUCUGACAUACUUAUGAUUGUUGGUGACAGAGACAUGAGACCCAAUGACCCAGGCAAACGAUACAAUUCAUUAUCAGAUGGGUCGCUUAACAUCCGCAAAGUUGCUGCGUCAGACGCUGGAAAAUACUUCUGUAACAACGAAAUAGCUGUGGAACUGAGGGUGAUCCCACGAGGUAAGAAGACCACGUCACCAACAACACGACCACCACCUGCGCCACCGUCACCAACAACACGACCUACUGCUACAACAACUUCAACCGUAGCCACAGCAUUACCGACAGUGACAAACACAGCAAACCAGCAAGUGCAUCUGGGUUUGGCGAUUGGAAAAGUCUUCCCCUUCCUCCUCCUCGUCAUCCUCCUUGUCAUCAUCUUCGUCUGUUUUACUUGGGGGCGCAGGUCUAAAAGACGAGAAAAUGAAGAAAGACAACCAGUUUAUGAGGAGAUACAGGAAGGAUCAGCGCAUCAGCCAUCAAAGGGCGGCUCCAACCAAAAUGAUCCCACCUACUCCACCAUCCAAGACCUCGCACCGCCAGCGACCUGGACCGAGAUGUUUCAACCCAGUGAGUCCCCACAUUUCUUGAUCGGCAACACUUCGCUUGAUGGAAAUCAGAAAGGUUCGUCACAUCCCACUGACCAAACCUAUUUUUUACUGGAGAAACCCAAAGCAGCUGGAAACAUCAACGACCAACACGCAUUGCUUUACCUAUAAAUACCUUCCUUUUUUUUUUUUUUUAAUUGAAUUUUUAAUUUUUUCUCAUUUUAGAAUAAAGUGAAUCAGUGUCUCUAAACAAGCUUCUUCAUAUAAUUAAAUAGAAAACGAGUUUCUUUUUCCCUGGAGUUUCACUGUGUCAAACUUUCUCGUUAUAAAAAACAGCUGUAAAUUUGGAUUAACUUGCGUUUUGAUUUUUUCACGUACACACAUUCCUUUGUACAAAUACUUAAAGAACUCUGUG
This is a messenger RNA of Xiphias gladius (swordfish), 1176 nucleotides long. RefSeq lists its product as uncharacterized. The record is from RefSeq and is a predicted model, not a curated record. The transcript is spliced from 8 exons. The coding region runs from base 66 to 932 and encodes 288 amino acids. Lineage: Eukaryota; Metazoa; Chordata; Actinopteri; Istiophoriformes; Xiphiidae.